UGUAAUAGUAGUUUGUUUACAUGUGAGAAGACUGGCCGGUCGCGAGUAGUUUUGCUGUACGAUUUUGCUGUUGGUGCAUUUGAUUGGUAAUAAGAGUUUAUGUUUCAGUGUUCAAGGGGAACAGAUUGGAUUGUAGGUCAAAUAUAGACGUCUGAGCCCAGAAUGCACCCAGAUCUCUCGCCGCAUCUCCACAGUGACGAAUGCAACAAGUUUAUAACUCAACUCCAAGAUUGUCAUAAGGAGAACAGAUUCAUGAAAUUCAUGGGAGUAUGCAAUGAAUUUGACAGAGCUGUAUGGAAGUGUUUAAAAGCAGAGCGUAUUGAAAGAAGGACAAGAAACAGACUUGCAGGUGAAGAGCACAGAAAAAAGGUUCUUGACAAAAUCCAGGAAGGACACACAUGGAACAAAGAAAACUAAUAGAUGCCACAAUCACAAUAGGCUGAUAAAUUUUAUUAAA
Molecule: messenger RNA, 457 nt
Organism: Penaeus chinensis
Lineage: Eukaryota; Metazoa; Arthropoda; Malacostraca; Decapoda; Penaeidae
Product: COX assembly mitochondrial protein 2 homolog
Exons: 4
Coding region: 163-417 (84 amino acids)
Cellular component (GO): mitochondrion
Source: RefSeq, a predicted model, not a curated record